GCUUUGCCGCGAUCGCACAUCCGCUGCAUGAUCUGCUCCGUAGGGACGUUUCGUCUGCGUGGUCAGCUGAACAUCAGGUCGGUCCUGCUCGGCCGCUGAAAGAAAUUAUGCCAUAACUAAAUUGGAAUUGCUAGCGGUGGUUUGGGCAUGUCGUACAUUCAGACCGUACAUUCUGUUGCGCCCGUUUUUGCUUCCGACAGACCACGGUAGUCUGCGUUGGCUGAUGCACUUUAAAAAUCCGGAAGGUCAGAUUGCCCGUUGGCUCAGCACGUUAGGGGAGUUUCACUUUACCGUGGAACACCGGCCAGGAGCGCAGCAUGGGAAUGCAGAUGGAUUAAGUCGGUAGGUUGACACUGACCUGUCAGUUAAUGUAGUGUCUUUUUUUACGCCUACCGCUUGUGACAUUCGCGAGGCUCAACAAAAUGAUGCCGAGCUACAUGUCGUGAUAGGCCGGUUGGCUGCCACUCAGCUCGUUCAGGAUGGCGAUAGUUCUGUAGUUCGUACUCUGCUGACUCAGUCCGAGACCAUGACCAUGGUAGACGAUGUUUUGUACCAUGACACGUUGCCAUUGCUUGCCCGCCAGUUAGUGGUUCCGGUGGUGUUGCGCCCCCAAUUUUUGGCCGAGGCGCACGCUGGUCAAAUACCUGGCCAUUUUGGUUCAGACCGCACAUUGGCUCGGCUUCAUAAAGUCGCAUACUGGCCGGGAAUGUCGGUCGAUGUCUCGGUGUUUUGUAAAUGUUGUACAGUGUGCGAGCGUGGCUAAGAUCCGCCUAGGGCUGCAAAAGUCCCGCUCGGCACUGUGCGUGUGGGUGCCCCGUUUGAGGUCAUCGCCCUGGAUAUCAUGGGACCCCUACCUCUCACUGCUCGUGGUAAUAAAUAUACCCUAGUGGUUGGGGACGAUUUUUCUAAAUGGGUUGAAAUUCUUCCCCUGCAGGACAUGAGAGCUGAGACGGUGGCGGACCUUUUGGUCGAACGGGUAUGAAGUUUGGUGUUCCUAGCCAGUUGCACACGGAUCAGGGCACACAUUUUGAGAGUCGUCUUAUGUCAUGCCUGUGUCAGUUGUUGGGGGUGUGUAAGUCCCGCACGACCCCGUACCGGCCUCAGUCCGAUGGCUUGGUAGAGCAGGCCAAUCGCACUAUUCAGAUUGCUCUUCGGGCGGAACGUCGAGGGUGAUCAGGCCUCGUGGGACAAACAUCUUUCCCUGGUGCAAUUUGGCUACAAUACAGGGGUCCACCGCUCUACCGGGCUUACUCCCCAUUUUGUCCUGUUUGGGAGGGAGGCCCGUCUACCCUUAGACUUGUUCUUACCUCCACCUAAUACCCCCGUCGAAGCCCCUUUGCCUGUGUACUUGUCCAAUCUUGGGUCGUCUUUGGGUCAGGCUUUUGGCGUUGUGACCGCCUCGGUGUAGCCCAGAGAGUGGCUAAGGCAGCGUACGAUCGCCGAACUAAACUACCCAGGGUACAACCUGGGGACUAUGUUUGGCUCCACGCUAUUCCGCCCCCUGGGUCCAGCCCUAAGCUGUUCCGCCCCUGGACUGGCCCCUGGCAGGUGGGAGUGGUGAAGGGAGUUGUGUGUGCUAUUGUCGGGGUGGGUCCUCCUCCUUCACCCCGACAUUCUAAGCACCUGACUGUGCAUGUGGAUAGGUUGCGGGUGGUGCAGGGUAAGGUAGUUGUUUCCCCAGGGGUUCCAGCUACCGGGCCCGCCACGCCUGAAAGACCGGCGGUUGCCUCCAUGGGUGGGCCCGCUCUGUUUCUGCCGGCCCCAUUUGCGUGGUCGGUCCCAGGGUUGGUUCAGCCCCCGGGUUACCUCCCCACACCUCCCCCAUCUCCGGUGGCUGUGCUGCCUGUUGGUGCUCAGGGUUCCCCUCCCUUGGUGGGUAGUCCCCCCGGGUACCCCUGCCCCGAGUCCUGAUUCUCCUCGCCUGGGUUCCUCUUCCUUGCUGGGUAGUCCGUUGGUGACCCCGACGCAGAGCUCUCCGGUUUCUCCCACCCAUCCUACUCCGCCCGGGACACCACAUCCUCGGCGGAGGUGUGCCCUGCCCCCGGGUGGCUAUGCUGCCCUUGAGGAGGGUCAGUUAGACCUCUCGUGGUGGGUUUGGUAAUAUCAAUAUUUUAUACCAUGGAUACUCCCAGUUGGUUUUGUUUCGUCUUUCUCUUCUCUUUUUUCUUGUCUUUUUUUGCUCAGUGUCGCCCUCGCCGACCCGGAAAUGGUGUUGGACCUAAUCGAGGAGUGGAAAACGUUUUUCGAUUCGCUUCCCGAAGACCUGCGUCCGACUUCCCUUCUGACCGCUCCCUCGCCGGUGAUGUCUGCAGCGCCAGGGCCAGUGGUGCCUCGCCGCUCUCGCCGGAGGCGCCGGGCACACCGAGCGGCGCAGCGUCGCGCCGCCCUCGCUGCUCCGUCACCAGCUGGUAGGGUGCCGGACAGUGCGCCUUCCACUCCCCCUGUGGGGUCGGAACUGGUCUCCCUCGUUGAGGUCCAUUGUGUUAACGAAUUACCAAAAUUUUUCCUCAUUCUGUAGUUUUUUGUUCGUCGUUUCCUUUGGGUGAGUGGUGUCCUAGGUUGGUGCUGUUCUGGAAAAGAUCCCUACAAGGAUAGGGCAUAAAUAGGUGGAGCAGCUCGCCAGCCGGGGUCCUCUUUGAAAAUGUUGCUUUCAUGUUCCUUCAUUGUUGCACAGUUUCGCGGGGCUCCCGGCUGGUGUCAACCCUCCUGGCCUACUCGUCACUUGCCCAAUGGUCUCGUCUGUGCCUCUUUUGUAUUCGCCUAUCUAUGAUGUACAUAUUUCAUUUCUUUCUUCUUCCUGUCUUCUUCUCCUGUCUGUCUUCUCUUUUUGUUUUUCUUCUCUCCCAUCCUCAGGAGAGGAUGGAUUUUUUAUGUGGACGUAUGUUGUCCCUGCCCUUUUGGAGGCUACCCGUGCCAGUCAAAAUUUCCAAACAUUCACUGUUUCCAUUGGUGAGAAGUCAGCACACAAGCACCAGUACUGCGGCCAGUAUUGUGGCUAGCACUGUUGUCGGUAAUCUGGCCCAGCUCUCUCCUCCUACAGAUCAUUACUACACGGUUGGUAUGAGAGCAUUUUCGCACGAUGGAUGAAAACCCAUUUGAUUCUGAAGAGUUUGUCUGCGAUAUCCAGCUAUGGAUUCAACGUCUUGAUCCUGAUCAAUUCCGGAAGCUUGUCCAGCGCCGGGGUUUGAUCAAAGACCGCGACCGCAUUGAUGAUCUUAAACUUAUACAAGCACAACAGGGAGGUGCGGCCCACAAUGAAAAAGUCGUUUCAAUCCUUGCUCCUGGUGAAAUGGACACCUAUCAGGGUCUGUGUAAUGUCAUUCUGGAAAUGGGCUACACCGACCGAUAUCAUCAGAUGAUUCAGCUCUUACCACAAUACCGUGUUCAACAAGCAUUGUCCUCGUGUGUUGCUGCUAAGCAACCAGAGUCAGCCAACGCCAUAGCAGCCAGAGCAGACCCACCUGUAACCAUGCCAACUGAAGACUGCACAACAGCAGCGGUUGCGUCAGCAGGAUAUGCAGCGUAUCAAUCCACUGCAGGGGCAACGAGUCCAUCGCCACUUGGACAGCAAUUAGCACCACUGUGUCCACCGAUGAAAAGCAGAACUGCAGCAGCAAGACCAGGAGCAGAAGGAGGAGAAGUAGCUGGAGUAACAGCAGCAUCAAUGGCAGCACCAGCAGCAGGGGCAAUGGCAGGAGCAGCAGCAGCAGCAACCACAGCAGCAGCAGCAGCAGCAGCAGGGGCAAUGGCAGGAGCAGUAGCAGUGGCGUCAUCAGCAACUGUAUUAACCCCUCAAGCGUCACUCCAGGCAAGGUUUCCAAUCGGAACGACAAUGUCAGAACGUGCGCAUGGAGCAAGAGCAGAGUCAGAACCAGGAGCAACAGCCACAGUACCAGCUGUACCAGCACUUCAUCAUUGCCAUCAUCCCGGUGCACAACCACCUCUUGCUCUGCAGCCCGGUGCAGCCUUAGCUUGCUCCUCCACUGGUAGAUCACCAUCAUCAAUGUCAGGUCCUUCUACUACGGCAGAGACUACAUUUGGUCUUAGCCAGACCUGUAUGAGUGCACCCACCCAAGCCACUACAACACAUCCCAUUGCCAGCUCAGAUAACACUAGCACUGGCAGGUGUGCUGCUGUUGGUAAUGCUGCUAGGAGAGGAACUGCUUUGCAGCAGAGUACACAGCCACCAGCGUCAGUCCACCUUGAAAACACGGCACAGAUGGCAGCAGCUGCAGUUGUAAGACAUGCUUCUUCACUGCCUCUCGAGCCGCAAGCCAAGAGGGCCCUACUAAGCAAUGUUGGCAGAGCAUUCACCGAGGAAAUGUCCAGGCAUAUUGACUAUGUGUCUGCUCCAAGUAUGGCUCAUACCAGUCCAGAUUCCCAGGCCUCUCUGCUGCACAAGUCUCAGUCCCUCCUGGACAGCCCCGAAAUGUAUGAAGGUGACUCAGGGUUGUCCGGCUCAGCUGCUAGCUCAGACACCGAAGAAUGGACGGAAGAUGAUCUGCGCAAUGCUCGAGUCACGGUCUUUUUGGACAGCAAACUGAGGACAUCUGUGGAUGACUGUGAUGGAAUUAUCUUUGACAGUUUAUCCAAGCAGCACCUCAAUAAGGAUAAUGUCAGAAUCAAGUCGAAGAGCAGAAUAACUGAUCCUGCACUCGUGCGAGUGGAAAGAAAAGGUUUGAAAUAUCCCGUUCUCUACAUCUUUCAUGUUUAUUGA
Molecule: messenger RNA, 4717 nt
Organism: Sycon ciliatum
Lineage: Eukaryota; Metazoa; Porifera; Calcarea; Leucosolenida; Sycettidae
Product: polycystin-1-like protein 3
Exons: 8
Coding region: 3080-4717 (545 amino acids)
Source: RefSeq, a predicted model, not a curated record